Molecule: messenger RNA, 4926 nt
Organism: Saccostrea cuccullata (small rock oyster)
Lineage: Eukaryota; Metazoa; Mollusca; Bivalvia; Ostreida; Ostreidae
Product: clustered mitochondria protein homolog
Exons: 36
Coding region: 95-4159 (1354 amino acids)
Biological process (GO): intracellular distribution of mitochondria
Cellular component (GO): cytoplasm
Molecular function (GO): mRNA binding; protein binding
Source: RefSeq, a predicted model, not a curated record
UUUAACCGACUUGGAAUUUUGAGGUGAAACGUGCAUAUGUAGGACAAUCUCCUAAGACGGAACGCACGUGUUUUCCUGUGAAAGUCAAUGCUCAAUGGCAGGUAUUUCAAGUCAAGACAGUGAAGAAAGUCAUGAUACAACUUUGCAGAAUGGUUCACCUAAAUCUAAGUGUGUGACAGUAACAGUAAAUACUGAAGGUGAGUUUAUGAAGGAGAAGGAUGGUUCAGUGGUGCCCCUGGUAAACGGGAGCCAGGAGGAGGGUCACACGGAGGAGAAGCCUGGGGGUGGGGCCGGGGUGGAGGGGGAGAAGAAUGAUAAAGAGAUCGUGCUGAUCCAGGACACGGGAUUUAACGUGGAGAUUCAGAUCCCAGGCGGCAAUCCCAUAGAACUACCAGUGAGCUCUAUGGAGCUGGUCCAGGAGAUACACCAGGUGUUGAUGGACAGAGAAGACACCUGUAUUAGGACCUGCUUCUCACUACAGCUGGACGGAGUCACACUAGACAACUUUGCAGAACUCAAAAGCAUAGAAGGACUAAAAGAGGGCUCAGUCAUCAAAGUUGUUGAAGAGCCUUACACAGUAAGAGAAGCCCGUAUACACGUUCGUCACAUCCGAGAUUUACUGAAGUCUGUGGACCCCGCUGAUACAUAUAACGGAGUGGACUGUAACUCUCUGUCCUUCCUCAACACUGUCACUGUAGGAGAUAUUUUAGACAAGAAAAGGUCUAAACCAGACUCUGUGGACUGCACACCUCCUGACUACAUAAUGCCUAACAGCAAGGAGCGGCCCCUACUCCCUCUACACCCAGGACUCAAGGAACUGAAGGGUCCACAGUGCUUGAAAGUGUUAACAUAUAGUGGAUGGAACCCUCCCCCCGGAAACAGAAGAAUGCAUGGUGAUUUGCUGUAUCUGUAUGUUCUAACCCUGGAAGACAAGAAAUAUCACAUUACAGCCUCCACCAGAGGGUUCUAUGUCAACCAGUCAACUGAAGACGAAUUCAAUCCUAGAGCUGCUCAGCAGAAAUUUCUCUCUCACUCUCUCAUAGAUCUUCUAAAUCAGAUAAGUCCAAGUUUUAAGAGGAACUUUAGUAUCCUUCUGAAGAAGCGGGGACAGAAGCACCCGUUUGAGCGGGUCCCCACCCCCUACCAGAUCUACAGCUGGAUGGCCCCCCAGCCCGAGCAUACGGUGGACUACAUCAGGGCCGAGGACGCCUUCUCCACACGUCUGGGUUACGAGGAACACAUUCCUGGGCAGACUCGGGACUGGAAUGAAGAGAUUCAGACAACUCGUGAAUUAUCAAAGAAAACCCUCCCAGAGAGACUGAUCAGAGAACGUGCAGUGUUUAAGGUGCACAGUGACUUUGUUGGUGCUGCCACACGUGGAGCUAUAGCUGUGAUUGACGGAAACGUCAUGGCGAUAAACCCAGGGGAGGAUACCAAGAUGCAGAUGUUCAUCUGGAACAACAUUUUCUUCAGCCUUGGAUUUGAUGUGAGAGAGCAUUAUAAGGACUUUGGUGGAGAUUACGCUGCUUAUAUUGCCCCGGGUAAUGAUCUACAGGGCGUGAAGGCGUACUUUAACCUGGAUACUGAGGGGCUCUACACACUGGGGACAGCUGUGAUUGACUACCGGGGGUACAGGGUCACCGCCCAGUCCAUUAUACCAGGUAUUCUGGAGAGAGAACAAGAACAGUCUGUUGUGUACGGCUCUAUUGACUUUGGGAAGACUGUUGUGACCUGUGAUAAAUACGUAGAACUGCUGCAAAAAACUGCUCCACAGCUGAAAAUCUGUCCACACAAGGUUAUUAGUGAGAAAGGGGAUGAAGUGGAACUCUAUACAUCUCUUGAAUGCAAGGGAAUCAUUGGGAAUGACAAGCGUCAUUAUAUCCUAGAUCUACUGAGAACUUUCCCUCCAGAUAUUAAUUACCUCCAGCUUGAAGAAGAGCCCCUGAGUAAAAUCAUGCAGGAACACGGGUAUCCAAAGAAACAUCCUCACAGACUGGCGUGUCUACGACAGGAACUGAUCGAGGCUUUUGUAGAGACUAGAUAUGUAGCAUUUGUGAGACAUGCAGCUUACCAAUUCCAGCAACUUCAGCAACAAAGCCAGAAAAAGUCAGCCGAGAACAAGGAGCAGAAGCUGGUUCCACAGGAGAUAGAGCUGGACGGCCUGGAGGAGAAGAGUGAGGAGAAAGGAGAGGAGGACAAAGAGAAGAAGGAGAAGGCGGACACGGAGAACAUCGACGAGGCCAAGAAAAUCGUGGAGGCCCUCACCGGGUCCGACGGGGAAUCAUUUGAAGAGAAUAGUAAAGACAUUGUGAAGAAGGCAGCAACAGCUGUAGGAUCUCUUAGUGAAACAGAGUUCAGUAUCCUCUUCAAUCCAGAUGUAUUCCAACCACAUGUCAAACAUGCUGAUGAAAAGAGUGACCAGUUCCAGAAACAGAAGAAACUUGUCAAAGAUGCUGCUGAAUUUCUUGUUCUUCAUCAAAUCCCAUCAUUUAUCAGUGAUUGUAUGGAGCACACUUCAUCCCCAAUUGAUGGCUUUACUCUCUCUGAGGCCCUACACAACAAGGGCAUCAACAUCCGGUACCUUGGAAAAGUGGGGGAAAUGAUCUCCAAGUACUCCUCUGUGUCAUAUGUUUAUACCAUUGUCAUAUCAGAACUGAUUUGCCGUGCAGCUAAGCACCUGUUCAAGUCGUACAUGCAGGGUGUGGACAUGAUGAACACGUCAGCUGCUAUCUGUCACUUCCUUAACUGUUACAUUGGAUCUUAUCCCACGCCACACGCUCAGGUCACUGCGGACGAGUUGCAGAGUAAGAAGGCUAAGAGGAAGAAUAACAAGAAAAACAAAUCUGUUUUCUUGAGCAUUGACAAUACAGAGUGGGUCAAUGAGACGCCCUCCAAACUGUGGAAGAAAAUCACAGAAGAAGUGUCCGAGUAUUUUGACUACAAACUGGACUGUGAUUCCGUCGAGCAUGCUGUGGAGAAGUACGGACUCCAGCGAGUCUCUAUGCUGAGGUCGUUCUGUCUGAGUGUAGGAAUCCAGAUCUUACUCAAGGAAUACAACCUGGACAUCAAGAACAAACAGAUCUUUAAUGAAGAAGAUAUUGUGAACGUUUUCCCUGUUGCCAAACAUAUUCACCCCAAGGCCUCCGAUGCUUAUCAUUUCUUCACGAGUGGACAGAAUAAGAUCCAGCAGGGUUUACUGCGGGAGGGCUACGACUUGAUCAGUGAGGCACUCAAUCUUCUGAACAACGUGUACGGAGCUCUUCACCCAGAGAUCGCCGCGUGUCUUCGACUUCUCGCUCGCCUCAAUUACAUCAUGGGAGAAUACGGAGAGGCCAUGUCUUUCCAACAACGGGCAGUUUUAAUGAGUGAACGAGUCUUGGGCAUUGAUAACCCAAAUACAAUCACUGAAUAUGCCCAUCUUGCCCUGUACUGCUUUGCCAACAGUCAGGUGUCCAGUGCUCUAAGGUUGAUAUACAGAACACGAUAUCUGGCUUUACUUUGUCACGGAGAGGAUCAUCCAGAGGUGGCACUGAUUGAUAGCAAUGUUGGACUGAUUCUCCACGCUGUCGAGGAGUUUGAUUUGUCCCUGAGGUUCCUGGAGCAUGCUCUGGAAGUCAAUACAAAAUAUUUUGGUCAAAGAAGCAUGAAGGUUGCGAUGAACUACCACUUGGUUGCUAGGACUCAUUCCUGCCGUGGAGAUUUCAGGGCGGCUCUACAGAGUGAAAAAGAGGCUUAUGCCAUCUACAAACAAACGCUGGGAGAGGAACAUGAGAGAACAAAGGAGAGCUCGGAAUGCCUUAAACACCUGACACAACAAGCCGUCGUGUUUCAGAAGAAAAUGAACGAGAUCUACAAGGGAGAGAAGAGUAUAACCUUACCACCCCUCCACAUUCAGACUCCCUCUAUAGCGAGCGUGCUCGACACUCUAAAUGUCAUCAACGGCAUCGUCUUUGUACAAAUCAGCCAAGAAGACAUUGAGAAGUUCCGUCAGCAGGUCAGCAUGAAGGGGGCAGCAAUAACAGAGGAAACGGAAAAACCCAAAGACUCUCUGACAAUUACUGAACUCUCGGACGAUACUAGUCUCCCUAGUAACCACACUCAGGUGAACGGCGACAUUUCUCACACCGUACCACGAGAAGUGACGGUGGGAGGGGAGUGAGGGCUUCUGCUUUUUAUAGACCGCCAUUAAUUUCACUGAAUGUGUGUUUGCCAGUGUUUGAGUACACGAGAAUUAGCCACGCUAAAAACAGAGCAGUGAGGGGUAGGAGGAGAACCUCUUGUUUGCUUGUGGCUUGGAGAGGAACUCAGCAGUUCCUGUAAUGACUCAGAAGUCUCCACUUCAUUUAUCAGGCUCCUGGCUUCGCGGACAAACACUUCCCAAAUUUCAUUGUAAAACUAUCGAUCCAGCAUUUUCUGCCUGGAUAAACCUCAGCAAAUGCGAAGCACUCGCUGGUGUGACUGAUAUCAAUAUUUAUAGAAUCAAUUAAUCAACAGUGUGAAUUGUGAUAUGUUUUUGUGUGCCAAGAUGUUGAACAUUUCAUGAUGUAAUUAAAACAUGAAGUCAUUGACAACUCUUGAUAUAUAAAGUGUGAUACAUUAAUAUAAGUAUAUAUUCCAUAUCAUACAGAAAUCAAGUAUCUAGCCCCUAUAUCUUAUCUGUAUUAUCAAUUGAGGGAUAUUAUUCUGCAUUUAAAUGUUAGAAUGGACUGUCAUUGUUUGUGCAUUAGGGGGUUGUUAACUUCUAUUGUUUUGACCUAGGAAGGGUAGAAUACCGACCUGUAUGUUUUGACUGUGGUAGGGUACACAUUCCUAUGUGUGAUUUGAAGUGUGAGUGUGUAUCAUUGUCAGAUCAUCUUAGUUGUGUGUUUAUCAAAUGUCAUGUUUCAUAUUACAAUACAAAUUUUUAAUAAAAAGGAAAAAAAACUA